AUGUCCUCUGUGCGACGAAUUUACGACGACGACGUGGCGUUCCUCGUCAAUCAGAAUAUCAAUGAGCUCGGCUCUGGAACAUCAGGCACCGCCUUCCUAGUUCCAUGGCAUGGUAAGGAAGCCGUGCUAAAGUUGGCCCGCAAGGAUACGAGUAAAACCCUGAACGAUUUCUGGGAAGAAACAAAGAUGAUGAUCCAUUCAAACGGGGCUGGAGGAACACCAAAAGUGAUCCGAUUCUGCGAUUGCCCACCAGCAAUCCUUCAGUCGUACAAAGGCCGCCUUUCACUGGAUGACAUCUUGCUAGAUCAUGAACUGCUCAUGCAAUAUGAUCUGACAGACUUGGCUAUAAGGAUCGGAGAAAAGCUCUACGAAUUUAACCAAACCGGAGCUGUCCAUAACGAUCUAAAGCCAGACAACAUCCUCGUAUCCGGUCCACCAUCCAACCCAUAUGUUAGUAUAAUAGAUCUGGGUUUAUCUUGUUAUGCUAAUGAGAAUAUCGCUUGCACCGCCGAGCACGACAAAUACCCCUGGAUGGCCCCUGAGGUGUGCAUGGGCUUGGACAGCACCAGUAUCUCGGACACCUACUCGUAUGGGUAUGUGCUGUCAGAGAUGGUCAAAGAGGCACCCGGGGAUCACUCAGAAAUUUCAGACAUCGCCUACCAGGCCAUGGAGCCGAAGCCUCGUCACCGCAUGUCUUUACGGCAACUCCUUCAUCGCCUUCGCAAUAUUCAUCGCAGAAAGAUGGCAGCCGCCGAGGCAUAG
Messenger RNA from Homarus americanus (American lobster), 762 nucleotides. RefSeq names its product probable serine/threonine-protein kinase DDB_G0267514. The transcript has a single exon. The record is from RefSeq and is a predicted model, not a curated record. The coding region runs from base 1 to 762 and encodes 253 amino acids. NCBI's taxonomy places the organism in Eukaryota, Metazoa, Arthropoda, Malacostraca, Decapoda, Nephropidae. Gene Ontology annotation, biological process: protein phosphorylation. Gene Ontology annotation, molecular function: protein kinase activity; ATP binding.